Megalops cyprinoides (Indo-Pacific tarpon) is the source of this 9298-nucleotide messenger RNA. Its product is annotated as adenomatous polyposis coli protein-like. Gene Ontology annotation, cellular component: catenin complex; cytoplasmic microtubule; beta-catenin destruction complex. Gene Ontology annotation, molecular function: beta-catenin binding; microtubule binding; gamma-catenin binding. The record is from RefSeq and is a predicted model, not a curated record. Gene Ontology annotation, biological process: negative regulation of canonical Wnt signaling pathway; negative regulation of microtubule depolymerization; nervous system development. Lineage: Eukaryota; Metazoa; Chordata; Actinopteri; Elopiformes; Megalopidae. The transcript has 16 exons. Bases 92 to 8503 code for a protein of 2803 amino acids.
CUCAAAUGGCUGGAUGUGCUAAUGCUCCGACACAGCGAAGGGAAGAUAGAAUGGAGGCGGAUAGCGAAAUGGGGUCAAGUGCUACUCCAAGAUGGCUGCUGCUUCUUAUGACCAGCUGCUGAAGCAAGUGGAGGCACUGAAGAUGGAGAACUCCAACCUGCGGCAGGAGCUGGAGGACAACUCCAACCACCUGACCAAACUCGAGACGGAGGCCUCCAACAUGAAGGAGGUGCUGAAGCAGCUGAAGGGGAGCAUAGAGGAGGAGUCCAUAGGGUCCUCCGGACAGAAUGACCUGCUGGAGCGACUGAAAGAAAUGAAUCUGGAUGCCGGUAACUUCCCCGGAGUGAAGAUGAGACCCAAGGUUCCCAUGCAUCCGUACGGCAGCCGGGAGGGUUCGGCGUCCGGGCGGUCGGGGGACAGCAGCCCCGUCGCGAUUGGCUCCUUCCCCAGGAGGGGGCUGGCGAAUGGAGGCAGUGAGAGUGCAGGCUACCUGGAGGAGCUGGAGAAGGAGAGGGCUUUGCUGAUGGCCGAGCUGGAAAAGGAGGAGAAGGAGAAGGACUGGUACUACGCACAGCUCCAGAACCUCACCAAAAGGAUCGACAGCCUUCCCCUCACAGAGAACUUCUCUCUGCAGACAGACAUGACGCGCAGGCAGCUGGACUACGAGGCGCGGCAGAUCAGAGCCGCCAUGGAGGAGCAGCUGGGCACCUGCCAGGACAUGGAGAAGAGGGCACAGGCAAGAGUGGCUAGAAUUCAGCAGAUUGAGAAGGACAUGCUACGGAUCAGACAGUCCCAGCCACCAGAACUGGAGAAGGCGUCACAGAGCAAGCAUGAGUCGGCCGUCCGCGAUUGCGAGAGGCAGAGUGAGGCAUCCUGCGACGCUGGCAUGGCCGGCUCGGGGUGUGGUCAGAGUUCAAGUGCUCGAAUGGACCAUGAAGGCACCAAUGAUAUGAGCUGUAGUGGUAGUUACUCUGUCCCACGCAGACUGACAAGUCACCUGGGUACCAAGGUAACCGAAGAUUCCAAGCCCCAGGUGGAAAUGGUAUAUUCCCUCCUUUCCAUGCUGGGAACCCAUGACAAAGACGACAUGUCCCGCACCCUGCUGGCCAUGUCCAGCUCCCAGGACAGCUGCAUCGCCAUGCGCCAGUCCGGCUGCCUGCCCCUGCUCAUCCAGCUGCUGCACGGCAACGACAAGGACUCCGUGCUGCUGGGAAACUCCCGGGGCAGCAAGGAAGCCCGGGCCAGAGCCAGCGCUGCCCUCCACAACAUCAUCCACUCGCAGCCCGACGACAAGCGCGGGCGCAGGGAGAUCCGCGUGCUGCACCUGCUGGAGCAGAUCCGGGCUUACUGCGAGACCUGCUGGGAGUGGCAGACGGCCCACGAGCAGGGCGUGGACCAGGACACAAACCCCAUGCCCUCUCCUGUGGAGCAUCAGAUCUGCCCAGCGGUGUGUGUGCUCAUGAAGCUCUCCUUCGAUGAGGAGCACAGACAUGCCAUGAAUGAACUAGGUGGACUGCAGGCCAUCGGAGAGCUGUUGCAGGUAGACUGCGAGAUGUACGGGCUCACCAGCGAUCACUAUAGCAUAACUCUAAGGCGAUAUGCAGGAAUGGCACUUACAAACUUGACAUUCGGAGACGUGGCCAAUAAGUCCACCCUGUGUUCCAUGAAAGGCUGCAUGAGGGCAAUGGUGGCCCAGCUGAAAUCAGAAAGCGAAGAUUUGCAGCAGGUGAUUGCCAGCGUUCUGAGAAACUUGUCCUGGCGGGCUGAUGUUAACAGUAAACAGACACUGCGUGAAGUUGGCAGUGUGAAGGCGCUUAUGGAAUGUGCCCUGGAUGUGCAGAAGGAGUCAACCCUGAAGAGUGUCCUUAGUGCCCUUUGGAACUUGUCUGCACACUGCACUGAGAACAAAGCUGACAUAUGUACUGUAGACGGGGCUUUGGCCUUCUUAGUCAGCACUCUAACCUACCGAAGCCAAACUAACACCCUGGCUAUCAUUGAAAGUGGAGGAGGAAUCUUAAGAAAUGUGUCUAGUCUCAUUGCUACAAAUGAAGAUCAUAGGCAAAUACUGAGAGAAAAUAACUGCCUCCAGACUCUUCUUCAACAUCUGAAGUCUCACAGCUUGACAAUUGUAAGCAAUGCAUGUGGAACUCUCUGGAACCUUUCUGCGCGAAAUGUAAAGGACCAGGAAACCUUGUGGGACAUGGGGGCUGUCAGCAUGUUGAAGAACCUCAUUCACUCAAAGCACAAAAUGAUUGCAAUGGGUAGUGCUGCAGCUUUAAGGAACCUAAUGGCCAACAGACCUGCUAAAUACAAGGAUGCCAACAUCAUGUCCCCAGGAUCCAGCUUGCCAUCUCUCCAUGUGAGAAAACAGAAAGCUUUAAUUGAGGAGCUGGACUCGCAGCAUCUCUCAGAGACAUUUGACAACAUUGACAAUUUGAGCCCAAAAGCCUCUCACAAGGGCAAACCAAAACACAAGCAAAGUGCAUACAGCGAGUGCGUCCUGGAGUCUGGACGUCACGGCAGUGAUGGUGUUUGUAGGGCAGACAAUUUUAAUCCCAGCAACGUGCCAGUUCUGUCUCCAUACAUGAACACUCCCGUCCUGCCUGGGUCAUCAUCCAGGGAGAGCAGAGGGAGUUCGGACAGUUCCAGGGCUGAGAGGGAUCCGAGCCUCGACAGAGAGAGGAUGGGUGGUGGACCUUCGGAUAAGUCAUCCAAGAGAGUGGGAGUGCAGAUGUCUUCGACAACUGCACAUAUUGCCAAGGUUAUGGAAGAAGUGCAGAAUGUGUACGUAGGCCAGGAUGACAGAAGUGCUGGCACUACACCAGACAUGCAUUGCAUGCAAGAUGAUAUGAGUGGCGUGAGGCGUUCAUCUGCCAUGCAUGCACCUUCAAAUGUGUAUAGUUUUAACAAAUCAGAACCCUCUAAUAGAACGUGCCCUAUGCCAAAAAUAGAAUAUAGGGCAUCCAGUGAUAGUCUGAAUAGUGUUGGCAGCAGUGAUGGCUAUGGAAAAAGGGGGCAAAUGAAGCCAUCAAUUGACUCUUAUUCUGAAGAUGAAGGGAAAUGUUGCAUCUAUGGAAAAUAUCCAGCAGAUCUUGCCCACAAGAUACACAGUGCCAAUCAUAUGGAAGACAAUGAUGGAGAUCUGGAUACUCCCAUAAAUUACAGCCUGAAGUAUUCAGAUGAGCAGUUGAACUCGGGUAGGCAAAGUCCCAGCCAAAAUGAAAGGUGGGCAAGACCUAAACAUCUUGAAGGUGACUUGAAAAUGAGUGAUCAACAGCCUGUACAAAGCACAGGUUACCUUAUGUAUUCAGAAAGCAAUAGUGACAGUGAAGAAAAAUCCAUUCAAUACCAGCCUAGAUUUGUACAGCCAGAAUGUUCUGGUGGUUUCAAGUCAAGGAGCUCGAAUAGUUCAGAGCAGAGUAGAGGAAGUUCCAGUCACGGAGUGAACACAAAGAUCAACCAGACCAUUUGCACUAUUGAUGAUUAUGAGGAUGACAAGCCAACCAAUUACAGUGAGAGGUAUUCAGAGGAGGAACAGCAAGAUGAGGACCAGACAACUAAUUAUAGCAUGAAGUACAGUGAGGAUCACAUAGAACAACCAAUUGAUUACAGCUUAAAGUACUCUGAAACACAUUCUUCUCAAAAGGUCAUGUUCAGCCAUUCAAAGUCAUCUUCUGCUCAAAGCUCUGCCAAGGACCACCUGAACCAGGGCAGUGGGACAUCCUCAUUCAGGAAUUCUUCCAGGCAAAAACAGUUACAUCCCUCUUCAGCUCAAACACAGCCUGGGCCAACACGUGCAAACCAAAAGUCUUCAACAUGUAAAGCUUCCACCAUUAACCAAGAAACUUUACAGACUUACUGUGUUGAGGACACGCCGAUCUGUUUUUCCAGAGGUAGUUCUCUGUCGUCGUUGUCAUCUGCAGAGGAUGAAAUGGAAGCUCGGGAACAGUCUUCAAAUGUUGUUAGUAGCUACCCAACUCUGCCUGUUGCUGACAAGGAGGGCAGUGGUGCUGUAGGUGCAGUCCAGUCCUCAACAGAUGGCCAGUCAGCUUCACAACAUGUACGGCUGAAACCUCACAGACAUCAGGGCAUGUCGGAUGGAUCAAAACAUAAAGCUGUUGAAUUUUCAUCUGGUGCCAAAUCUCCAUCCAAAAGUGGUGCCCAGACUCCAAAAAGCCCUCCAGAACAUUAUGUGCAAGAGACACCAUUGAUGUUCAGCAGGUGUACAUCUGUGAGCUCUCUGGACAGCUUUGAGAGUCACUCAAUUGCAAGUUCAGUACAAAGUGAACCUCCUAGUGGUAUGGUUAGUGGAAUCAUUAGUCCAAGCGAUCUACCAGACAGUCCGGGGCAAACAAUGCCUCCCAGUCGAAGCAAAACACCACCUCCACAACAUCCAACCCAAAUGAAACACAAAGUGAAAGUGGCACCUCGGACCGAAAAGAGGGAUUUGGCUCCUAGACGUGCAGCUGUGAAUUCUGCUGUCCAAAAAGUCCAAGAAGUUCCAGACAAUGACACACUGUUGCAUUUUGCAACAGAAAGUACACCUGAGGGAUUCUCUUGUGCCUCGAGUCUGAGUGCAUUGAGCCUAGAUGAGCCCUUCAUUCCAAAAGACACUGAACUGAGAAUUAUGCCUCCAGUUCAUGAGGAUGAUCAUGGAAAUGAUGAUGAGCCUAGGAAUGAUGACACAAAGGGAGCCAGUAACCAAGAAAAGACAGAGGUAUACUGUGAACCAGAAAAAGACAUACUUGGUGAUUCUGAUGAUGAUGAUAUUGAAAUACUGGAAGCUUGCAUAAACUCAGCCAUGCCUACAAAGUCCUCUAGAAAACCAAAAAAGCCAUCACCUUCAACCACUUCGAGAAUACCUCCGCCAGUAGCUCAUAAGCCAAGUCAGCUGCCUGUAUAUAAGUUGCUUCCUUCACAAAAUCGAGGGCAGCAACAGAAGCAUGUAAGCUUUACACAUGGGGAAGACAUGCCAAGAGUAUAUUGUGUUGAGGGAACCCCCAUUAAUUUUUCAACAGCAACAUCUCUUAGUGACCUUACAAUAGAAUCUCCUCCAAAUGAGUUUUUAAAUCCUGAAAGCUGUGUACCUGGUGCAGGAUCCUCCUCAAUUCAAAGAGACACAAUUCCAGAGGGGAGAAGCACAGAGGCAAAUGAUGCAAGCCAAAGUUCCUCUACGUGCACAUUUGCGGUAGAUGAGAAAAACGAAGAAGGGGAGGAUAUUCUUGCUGAGUGCAUCAGUUCUGCGAUGCCAAAAGGUAAAAGUCAUAAUGCUUUCAGAGUGAAGAAAGUUAUUGAUCAGGUGCAGCAUCCAUCUACAGCUGCUGGUGGUCCAGUCAAACAAGACAUGGCAAAGAAACCCACUUCCCCAGUAAAGCCAAUGCCACAAAGCAGUGAGUAUAGAGCGAGGAUAAAAUGUGUAGAGCCUACAAGCAGUUUUGCACCUGAGGCAUCAUAUCCUGGUAAAAAUAAGGAUGCUGGUAGUCAAGAAACAAAAUCAAAUUCCAGAGAGUUUCACAAGAAACCUCCUACCACUGAUGACAGAGUUCGCCCAGGCUUUUCUUUUGACUCACCUCACCAUUAUACUCCAAUAGAGGGAACCCCCUAUUGCUUUUCACGUAAUGACUCCUUGAGUUCAUUAGACUUUGAAGAUGAUGAUCUCGAUUUAUCAAAAGAGAAAGAUGAACUCAGAAGAGAGAAAGAACACAGAAAAGAGGGAGAAGAAAAUCCCAGUGAGCCGUGCUCAGGCCACGCUUCUGUAAACAGGGCACAGAUGUUCCAGAGGGACCGCACAAAAUCUCUACAAAAGCAAGUGACUUUGGCAGAGGCAUCCAAGGAGAAUACUGGGCCAGUACCAGAUGAGAAGCAGAACUUUGCUAUUGAAGAUACACCAGUGUGUUUUUCAAGAAACUCAUCCCUUAGUUCACUCAGUGACAUUGACCAAGAGAAUAACAACAAAAGCUCACAUGAGAAGGAGAAAGCAACCACUCCGGCCACAGAGGCAUGCAGACCUCAAGCCUCCGGUUAUGCUCCAAAGGCCUUUCAUGUUGAAGAUACACCUGUGUGCUUUUCAAGAAAUAGUUCACUUAGCUCUCUUAGCAUUGACUCUGAAGAUGAUCUUUUGCAAGAAUGCAUCAGUUCUGCCAUGCCAAAAAAGAAAAAACAGCAGCCUAAAAAUAAGGGAGAUGACCAUGAAAUGAAUGAUGUCAAAUGUAUGGGUGGAAUUUUAUCAGAAGAGUUAGAUCUAACACUGGACAUCCCAGAUAUACAAAGCCCUAUUUCAGAGCAAGCUCUUUCACCAGAUUCUGAAUCAUUUGAUUGGAAGGCUAUUCAAGAAGGUGCCAACUCAAUAGUGAGCAGUUUAAAUCAAGCAGCUGCUAGCCUGUCCAGGCAAGCCUCCUCUGAUUCUGAUUCAAUUCUCUCUCUCAAGUCUGGUAUCUCAAUAGGAUCUCCAUUUCAUUUGAUGGCAGAUCCAGAGGAAAAACCAGUUGCUUCCAGCAAAGGGCCAAGAAUAUUAAAACCAGGGGAAAAAAGCACUUUAGAAUCAAAAAAGAGAGAAGAUGAGAUGAGUGUCAAAAGCCUCAAAGGAGGAAAGAAAGUUUACAAAAGUCUCAUAACUGGGAAGCCACGGCCAAGUACUGAAAAUGUGACUUCACAGCAGAGGCAAAUGCCAGUUUCCAUGAUGUCACGUGGAAGGACAGUGAUUCAUGUUCCUGGUGUGAGAAGCAGUUCACCCAGUACCAGUCCAGUAACAAAUAAAAUGGCACCUAAAGGAGCCCCCUCCAAAACACCUAUGCAAGGGCAAAGCUACGGUAACCCGCCACGAAAUGUGAAACCACCUCUUAAAUCAGAUUCUUGCCCUGCUAGUAGGCAGCCAUGCUCCCAAGAAGGAUCAAGCAAGACCUCUGCUCAGUCAAGAGAGACAACUCCCUCAAGACCAGGUCAGCAGUCUUUGACUAGACCUGUGCAAUCACCUGCCCGUACCUCUGUUUCACCUGGAAGAAAUGGCAUUAGUCCUUCCAACAAAUUAUCUCAAAUACCCCGUGCAGUGUCCCCAAGCACAACCACAAGCAAGUCACCAAUUGCUGGCAGAAUGACGUAUUCCUCUUCUGGUAGACACUUAGGUCAUCAGACUCCAACUAAGCAAAGUGGUUUGCCAAGAAGUAGCAGUGGGAUUCCUAGGAGUGAGUCAGCUUCAAAAAGUCUGAACCAGUCUGGGGCUACAGGCUGUGGAAAAAAGGUGGAAUUGUCAAGGAUGUCAUCCACCAAGUCCAGUGGGAGUGAGUCUGAUAGAUCAGAGAAACCAGUCUUGGUUCGCCAGUCAACCUUCAUUAAAGAAGCCCCUAGCCCAACACUUAAAAGAAAAUUAGAAGAGUCUGCCUCAUAUGAAUGUUUAUCGCCUUGUACAAGGCCACUGUCUCCUAGUCGAUCCCAAGCACAUUCAGUGUCAAGUCCAUCUUUGACAGAUAUGUCACUGACUUUGCCUUACCAAGGUAGCUGCUGGAGGAAGUCUCCUCACAGUCAGCAAUCUCCUGAAAGCAGAGAGGGAGGAUCUCUCAAUAGACACGACAUUGGCCGAUCCCACUCUGAAAGCCCUUCUAGACUCCCAAUAAACAGGUCUGGCACGUGGAAGCGUGAGAAGAGCAAACAUUCUACCUCUCUCCCGAGAGUGGGUACUUGGAAGAGAACAGGGAGCUCCUCCUCCAUCCUUUCAGCUUCUUCUGAGUCAAGUGAAAAAGCAAAAAGUGAAGAUGAAAGAAUGAUUUUGAGUCCUCAAGCAUCAAAGCCAAGUAAAGAUGGCCACCCUCCUCUAAAAGGAACAUGGAGGAAAAUGAAAGAGGGUGAGACUGCUAAUUCAAUGGCCAGCGAAUCCAAGGAAUCAUCAGAUGAUGCACAUUCAAAGUCAUUUGUCCACCAUAAGGCCCCCGCUGUGUCCAAGGCUGAAGAUGUUUGGGUAAGGAUUGAAGACUGUCCUAUCAACAACCCCCGAUCUGGGAAAUCGCCAACAGGUAACACACCUCCUGUUAUUGACAGUGUGUCUGACAGAGUACCUGUUAUGCUUCCAGGUGCAAAUGAAAUGCAACCUAAGCAAUCCACUGUGAAAGAGAAUGCACUUGCUUGUAUGCUUGGCUCAGAGAGCAAUUUGAAUUUAUUUGGGAGUGAGAGCCAUGAUAAAAAAGGUGCAGAUGUCAAACCUGCAGGCCAUCCAAGGGCAACUUCAGAGGCUUAUGAAAUCCCAGUUGCCGAACGUACGCCCUUCAGCUCCUCAAAUUCAAGCAAGCACAGUUCUCCUAGUGGAGCUGUGGCUGCAAGAGUCACCCCAUUCAAUUACAACCCAAGCCCCAGAAAGAGCAGUGCCGAUGGCACCGCUGCUCGACCAUCUCAGAUCCCAACACCAGUGACCAGCAACACAAAGAAGACAGAUUCCAAAGGAGAGAAUGUUGAGCCCAGCGGGAAUCAAAGUCCCAAACGCCUCUCUGGAUCUUACCUUGUGACCUCUGUUUAAAACAAAGACAAUUAUAGGAUCAGAUCACUACUGUAUACUUUUACUACUACUAUGGACUGUUGUGGAGGAGAGAUAUUAAACCAUGUAAAUAUUCUAGAGGGUUACUACUGUGGAAGCCACAUUUAAGGCACAGAUUCUUUGGUGGUAGAAAUGUGACUGGCACAUUGAGUUGUCAGAGUAAAAUAUGUUUGGAAGGUGUUGUAAGAAUAUUUGUACUGUACAGAUUUUUAUGUAUUAAUUUAAGUCCCUGUAAUUGCUUGGCAAAUACAAAAAUGGAGUUAAAGUGACCUUUUAGGGAUGUACUGUACUAAAUUGUACUAUAGUACUAAAGAAUUUGAGGUAUUGGAAGUUUUUAUUACAUCAUUAGGCCAGUAAAACAAAAUUUUGCUGAAGAUACAGUACAGCAGAAUCCUUCCCAUUCUGUGCUUGCAUGAACUGAUCUGAUGGUUUACUUCCUGGAGUAACAUUUGUUGUCACAUGUGUAUAGGUAGCUGUAGUGUAACGCAUUUACACUGUUUUGUGUGCUCUGAAAAUAAGGAAUUACCUGUAACCUUGAAAAAACUUGGAUAAGAUGUUACCUUGGGAAUAGAAUUUAACAGAAAGUAGACAGAUCAUUGACCAUGCUGUUAACUUGUAUAUUCUGUUGUUUGAGGGACAUGGCUGCUCUUUUAAUAGGACAUUCAUUGUGUCUUAGAAGAACUAAAUGUAUGAGAAAAAUAAGUUAUUACUGUAUGGUUUCGUAUCUGUUUUUAAACCAAAUUUUCCUUUUCCCUCCCUAAUCAUUGUCUUUGUUAA